AUGCCCCUUUGGCUGAUAUACCACCCUGACGGCACGUUCGAGGACGACGCCAGCAAAGGAGCCUUUGCUGCCGACAUCACCAAAUUCUACACACAGGUCGGCCUUCCUGCCUUUUAUGUCGUCGUCAACUUCGUCAAAAUGUCGGAGAGCACCGUGUGGAUAGGCGGAGAGAAACCAAAAGAGCCGUUCGUACGCAUCUCAAUCGACCAUAUCGCCGUCAAUCUCCCCAACGACGACAAAAUUUACAGAGAAACGGCAGAUGGCAUAGAUGCGGUUCUCAAGCCGCAUCUUGAAGACAAAGGCUAUCGCUCCGAGUUCCACGUCAACGAGACGGAUAAACGUCUAUGGAAGACAUAUGGCUUUUACGCACCGCCAUUCGGGAGCGAAGAUGAGAAGACCUGGGCGAGAGAAAACAAGGCUUCCCCAUGGGAAAAGGGCUCUCUAUGA
Messenger RNA from Colletotrichum graminicola M1.001, 447 nucleotides. RefSeq lists its product as uncharacterized. The record is from RefSeq and is a predicted model, not a curated record. Lineage: Eukaryota; Fungi; Ascomycota; Sordariomycetes; Glomerellales; Glomerellaceae. The transcript has a single exon. The coding region runs from base 1 to 447 and encodes 148 amino acids.